CGAAUAUUUGAAAUGACGCAGUCAGUUUGGGAUAUCGCUGUUCAGCAGAAUAAAAACAAGCCAGUACAAGGGAAUGUAGAGACUACGAUCAUUUUCGCGGGAAACAGGCAGUCUGUAUGUUGCGAAUGGUCAUCCGACUUUCACUUUCCAAACAAUGUUUAGGGGAAAAGUACAAUCAUUAACCGAUUCCUUGAAAAGGAUGAAACACCAAAACCAACUUUAGCACUUGAUUAUACUUUUGGACGUAAAGGUGCUGGAAACUAUAUGACUAGAGCUGUGUCGCACAUAUGGGAGCUUGGUGGCGGAUCAAAACUUUCAGAUCUAAUUGAUGUAUUGAUCACGCCCAACAACAUACUGAAUCUUCACCUUAUUUUAGUUGUUGAUUUAUCAAAGCCUACAGAACUUUGGGAUACAGUGGACAAUCUACUGAAAUCAGCUUCUUCUCGUGUCGAGCAAAUAUUUAGUCGACUUCGACAAAAGAACAUAACACAUAUUCAGAAUACUCUGAAUGAAAAUUUGAGAAAAAGGAUUUCAUCAACACAUCCAGAUGUAGAGCUUUUAAAUCCUUUUCCCUUACCUCUUACAUUCUUAGGGACAAAAUAUGACAUUUUUAGGGAAUUCAGUAGUGAACAACAAAAUCUAAUUAGCAAGACAAUACGUUUUCUGAGUCAUUACUAUGGGGCAUCUUUAUAUUUUUCAUCUAUUAGAGAAGAUGAAUUGCUCAAAAAGACGAGGAUUCUUCUCAAUCACAUCGCUUUUGGUGGUAAAAUAACAUUCAGCGAACAAAUGAAAACAGGAAAGCCAUUAGCUAUUCCUGUUGGUAUGGAUUCAUUCUCAAACAUUGGGGUACCACCAAGUUCAGAUAUGGAAAUAAAAUGUUUGACAGUGAAAUCACCGCUAGAGAUGUGGAAAAAUGUUUUCUGCAAUAAAUUCCCACAAAAACUUGAGACAACAUCAUUGCGUCAUGUGAAACAAGAGACAACUGGUGUCUGUAAUCCAAGUAAAGAUCCUCAAUAUGCUGAACCACUCAUCGAUACAGCUCGAAAGAUAAAAGACGAUGAGCUGGAAGAGAAAAGACGUCAAGCUGAACGGAAAAUGUAUAAUUUACUACAACAAGUCACUUCAGAAGGAUUACUUAUUGCUUAGAUUAUAUUGAUUAGGUUACUUACUUCUUCAAUGAGUUGUUUUACAUUUUCCCUGUAUACUCUUUUUAUUGUAUUAUACUGAAUUGUUUGAAUAGUUGAUUUACUGUACAGCAUGUUUUUGAAAUGUGUAUUGUUUUUUCUCUUUCUUGGGUAGAUGUUCAUUCUGAUAAAACUGUUA
This is a messenger RNA of Trichobilharzia szidati, 1323 nucleotides long. The record is from the annotation of a GenBank genome assembly. NCBI's taxonomy places the organism in Eukaryota, Metazoa, Platyhelminthes, Trematoda, Strigeidida, Schistosomatidae.